Prorocentrum cordatum is the source of this 250-nucleotide messenger RNA. NCBI's taxonomy places the organism in Eukaryota, Dinophyceae, Prorocentrales, Prorocentraceae. The record is from the annotation of a GenBank genome assembly.
GGCUACGCGUGCAGGACGCCGCACGGCAGGACCCCGACCUCGAGGCAGAGGCGCGAGGAGCUUGAGCAGGAGCUGUCGAAGCUCAACGAGCGGCUCACGGAGGCCCUCCGGGAGACUCCGAAGCAGCACAAGCGGCGCAGGCGCCGCAAGGGGAUGGCCGCGUCGAACGCCCCGCCCCCCGAGGCCAUAUGCAGAGUGCUUCUGCAACAAGCUCGGCAUACAAAACUUCACGUGGACUUACAAGAACUAG